Molecule: messenger RNA, 810 nt
Organism: Didymodactylos carnosus
Lineage: Eukaryota; Metazoa; Rotifera; Eurotatoria; Philodinida; Philodinidae
Source: the annotation of a GenBank genome assembly
AUGUCGGUUUUAGUAACGGCAAUUAAUGAUGAAGUAGACAAUGAAGUGGAUAUUGAAGACGAACCAAUAAGACCGGAAGAGACAACAGCAAUACCAGCAAGCGAUGUUUUGCAAGAAGAAGUUGAAGAUGACAAUAAAGUACCUACGUCGCCCGAUUUUCGUACGAUUCAUAUGUUUAUCCAACCACCUAAGUCAGAAUUGAUUGCUGGAAAAGUAACAAAAAUGUUGAUUGGCACACGAAAUAAUGGUUCUCAAAAUUUCAUCGUUGAAACUAUUGAAGCAUCAUUUCGAUAUCCACAAGAUUUUACCUAUUAUAUACAAAAUUUUUCAACAAUUAGAUAUGAAAAAGUGUUAGAACCCGGUUAUGAGUCAACAUUUGAAUACACGUUUGUUCCGAGUGAAAGAUUUAAUUCACGACCAGUGGGUUUUGUGGUGUUACUUAAUUAUCGAAAUAGUGAAGGAAAACGCUUUCAGAAUGAGGUGUUUAAUAAUACGAUUAAUUUUGUUGAAGCUGAAGAAGGAUUCGACGGAGAAACAUUCUUUUUAUAUGUAUUUCUUGGCGGUGUUUUCUUAUUAUUAGCUGUAUUGGCCUAUCAAUUCUUUGUAUCGUGGCGUCCAAAACGCGGUUCAAGUAGACAAACAGCAAAUACCGCACAAACAACAAAUCAGACAAAAGGAAACUAUGAUUUAGAUUGGAUACCAAAACAUCACUUAGUACAAAAUCGUUCUCCAAAAAAAAGUCCACGUCCACGUAAAUCGCGACAGUCAGCACAAACUGGAGCACCAGUGUCAAGUGAAAACGAAGAUUAG